CUGCCCGCCGCCAGCUACGGACCCGCGCUGUCCGGACAGCCAGGCCGGGCCGGGCCGGGCCUGGCGGCGCGGUGAGACCGUGCGGCGCGGGGGCCCGGCACAGAGGGGAGAGGGGCGCAGGCUACACACCCAGCAGCAGCCCGUCCAUGUCAAAGAUCAGGUGAGUGGCCGGGCGCAGCGCGGCCGCCGAGGAGCUGGAAGCGGACAUGGCGAGGCCGGAGCAGCCGAGCGAGCGGAGCCGCCGCGGGAAGAGGCCGGGCAGGGCGCGACGCAGGGGGGGCCGGGGCCACUCAGCGGGUGCGGGAGCGCCGUGGGCCGGGCCAGCGGGACCUCUCUGUUUGCUGUGUUCUGCUUUUAAAGCAAACUCCGUUUCAUUUCGUGGGGCGUCUUUUGUUGGAGGAUAAAGCUUCUUGCCCGUAGGGCUUGUGGAGUCUCCCUCACUGGAGAUACUCGAGAACGGUCUGAAUGCAAUCUGAAUGCCGUGUGCUCUGGGAUGACCCUGCUCGACUGGGGAGCUUGGACCAGAUGACCCACUGUGGUGCCUUCCAACCUUACCCAUUCUGUGAUUCUUCAGUGCCCCUGGUGCUGCUGGCGGGUGAGACCGGGGAGUUCCUCCCAAACUGACGCUUCAGACAGCACUGCCUCGGAAACCUUUUGCAUGUCUGUAAUGAGAUUUGCAGGGAUGAUAUUACCACCAGGUCAUAAUUGGAGACAUACACAGAAAGGCACAAAUCUAUGUAAAGCUGUGAGGGAAGAGUAAAAUAAUGGGAAAAAAAAAAACAAACCAAACUGUGAGGUUAGAGUAAACCCAUCUCUUAUGGUUUGUUGACUGCAAGAAUAGUUAACUGAAGGUUGAUAGGAAGCAAAAUCUCCCUGCAUGGACACAUCAUCCAUCCGAUUUUGACUGGGCAGUUGUGAGGAAAGGAGGGGACUUAAUUCAUCAGUCUUCCCUUUUUUAUCUUUUCAUGCAGGUAACUCUCCAUUAGGCAUCAAGAUCACUGAAAUACCAGUUGCAGAAGCAGACAUGAAAAGAGCUAUAUCAAGCUCCCAAGGUGACAUACUGGCUUGAAGAUUUGUACAGCUUUGCUGUUCCAUGUGAAGGCAGUGGUUAGUUGAAGCUUCUUUUAGAGGAAGUCCUGUCUCAUUUGUAGGGUUCUCUCCAGGUGGAUUUUGGUAAGUGCAGACCUGUGUUAAAGCCUGUCAGACCAGCAGCCGAGGCUGCUUUAACACGGGGAGAGCCAGUCGCCAAUAGAGAGCAGUGUGUACUGCUGGCAGGUGGAAGAGCCUCUGCUGUGUGGAGGGAAGUCAUGGAGGAGACAAACAGACGCAGCAGCAUCCAGAGUAGUGAUUAAUGCUGGAGUGGCAGUGAGAAUAGCAGUACCUGGGCAAGCAGAAUUGGAGGAGUCGAGCCACUGCAUCCAGAAGGAAGAAGAUGGGACCCCUUUUACUUCUAAUAAUUUGUCAGUGUGCCAUAAACAGUAUCAAAACACACAGUGCUUCAAAUCCCAAUAUCAUUUUGCUGAUGGCUGAUGAUCUUGGUAUUGGAGACCUGGGAUGUUAUGGGAACAAAACCUUAAGAACCCCUAAUAUUGACAGGCUAGCAGAGGAAGGAGUGACGCUUACUCAGCAUAUAGCAGCAGCCCCACUUUGUACUCCAAGCAGGGCAGCUUUCCUGACAGGGAGAUAUCCUAUAAGAUCAGGAAUGGCUGCCUUCUCACGAGUUGGUGUCUUCUUAUUUUCUGCCUCUUCCGGAGGACUUCCUUCUGAAGAAAUAACUUUUUCCAAACUCCUGAAACAGAAAGGUUAUGCAACCGCUCUAAUAGGAAAGUGGCAUCUUGGGAUGAACUGUGAAAGCAGUAAUGACUUCUGUCACCACCCCCUCAGUCAUGGAUUUGAUUACUUUUAUGGGCUUACUGUGACCAAUUUUCGAGACUGCAAACCUGGCCAAGGCAGCGUAUUUUUGAAAGGGGUUCAGAAAGCCCUUAUCAUCCCAAUCCAAAUCGCUGGCAUCACCCUUGUCUCUUUGGCAAUAGCGCGGUACAUUGGCCUCCUCAAUGUACCUUUCCAAGCAUUCUGUUACUGCUUGUUAAUAAUCACAAUUUCACUUGUGGUUUUGAUAUUAUUCUUCUAUCAUUUUCGACACUUAAACUGCUUCUUAAUGAGGAAUCAUCAGAUUAUCCAGCAGCCACUGUCCUAUGAGAACCUUACUCAGAGGCUGACAAAGGAAGCCAUGCAGUUUAUUGGAAGGAACACUGAUGCACCAUUUCUUCUUGUCUUGUCUUAUCUUCAUGUCCACACUGCUCUGUAUGCUUCAGAAAAUUUCAGAGGAAAGAGCAAGCAUGGCUUAUAUGGUGAUGCAGUGGAGGAAAUGGACUGGAGUGUAGGACAAGUUCUGGAUGUGCUGGUAAAACAUAAUCUGAGUGACAAAACUCUUGUAUACUUUACAUCUGACCAAGGGGCUCAUGUUGAAGAAAUUUCUAGUGCUGGAGAAGUCCAUGGAGGAUACAAUGGCAUAUAUAAAGGUGGAAAAUCAACAAACUGGGAAGGAGGUAUUCGUGUGCCAGGUCUUCUCCAUUGGCCUGGAGUGAUACAGGCUGGUGCCUAUAUUGAUGAGCCAACAAGUAACAUGGAUAUAUUUCCUACCGUAGUCAAACUUGCGGAGGCACAGUUACCCUCUGACAGAAUUAUUGAUGGACAUGAUCUGCUGCCCUUACUUCAAGGAAAAGUUACUCGAUCUAAGCAUGAAUUUCUCUUCCAUUACUGUAAUGCAUAUUUAAAUGCAGUGCGUUGGCAUCCAGGAAACAGUGAAUCUGUCUGGAAAGUCUUCUUCUUCACUCCAAACUUCAGUCCUGAGGACUCCAAUGGUUGCUAUGAUUCUCAUGUUUGCUUUUGCCAUGGAGGAUUCAUUACACAACAUGAUCCCCCACUGCUCUUUGAUCUGUCCAGAGACCCUGAAGAGAAAGUCCCGCUGACUCCAGAAACUGAGAGCCGUUUCUACGAAAUCCUCAGGGUUGUUCACCAAGCAGUAGACAAUCACACCAGAUCCUUGCAGGCUGUUCCUAACCAGCUGUCAUGGGACAACCUUCUCUGGAAGCCAUGGCUCCAGCUCUGCUGCUCAUCUCUCUUUCAGUCUUGCUAUUGUGACUAUGACUCAGGAGGGAGUCCACUGGAAGUGCAUUCAGGGUAAACAAGCUGCAAUUCGCUGUCAGAAACUGGAACAGAAGAAUGUGGGUAUCUGACUUGAGCCAGCGUGGUACUAGCCUUCCAGAGGUUUUGUUGUAUUAGAUGAGGACCUGUCUUCAAAGACACAUUGCAGUAGAAGAAAAUUUCAGUCAAGAAAAUGUACCAAGAAAGGGAGGAUGAGACACUGCUUUUCUGCCUUUAUCAUACAGCAUGAAAAACAUGUUGCCAUCCUCAUCUACAAAUGAGUAGACUGUAGGCGUUUUCUAUGUGAGAUAAUUUUCUAGACCUUCAACUUCAGCUUCUUACUUACACAGCAAAGAAUUUAGCUGUGGUUUCUGUCAAUCACAACUACUAAAUGCACACUUUCCUGUCCUUUUUGCUAAGUGUUAUCCACCAUUAGUAGGACAUAGCACUGAGUAAUUAAAAAGAGAGAGAUAAUAGUGGAGAGGUCCACCUGUGACUGUUGUUUGGUAACUGAUAGAUAGGUUAAUAGCAGACUUGCAACAUCAUCUCUAUCAACAAGCAUCACGGAUAUGAAAAAAUUAACAGACUGCCAACAGUCUAACUUUGUAUGUGCCAUAAAAAUGUACAGAGCUAUGUAGUGGAAGUCAUUGUGUCCACAUUAAAACGAUGCUCCCCAGUAUCCCUACUGUCCUAUUGCAUGUCAGCAACCUUUGUUUAUCAGUUGUGCACUUGAGUGUGUACCAUAUAUAUAUAUAUAUAUGUGCAAGCCAAAUUAAUAACCCACAAAUCCUUCAAUCUCUGGUACAGGCACACCUUUAUGGUCGUAGCCCAAUUGAUAAAAUAAAAGGUUUGGUCCAUACUUGAUAUUUGAGUUCCAAAUACACAAUCCUACAAAUAUAUCUUUCACUAUCUAUUUACCAUACCUAUUCUUCCAUUGAUGAAUGUAAUCACAAAUAAAUAAAAUUUGGUCUUCCUUUAAAUAUCUUUGCCAUCUUUUAAGAUUUCUGAAUAGGAUCUAUGAUUUUCUGAAAAUAAACUUGGGCUUCAGUAACUAAAGCCAAAUAUAACAGUCUCUGAGUUCUUAGCAAGGCCUUGGGAAACCUACUGUUCUCCAGGGCUAAUUUCUGUGUCCAUUUUUAUCUGAAUCUUAUUCAGGCACAUUUUGUUUCCACUCCACAGGCAGACAAGCUAUUUUCUUUGGAAGAUUGUAGAUGAAGAGAACAUGUCAGCAAAAUACUAAAAUGAUUUGAUGCCUGAUAAUAGAAGGUGACUUGCUCCUUAUCAGAAAGAAACAGUUAAUUCCCACAUUACAAUGUAUUAAAACCUGUUUGGUGCAAAAGUGGUCUGUGUUGAUAGUAAUGCAAUAGCUUCAGUCAGCCAACAUUAAGGUUGUGACCUGGUUCUUGUGAGCUAUUGAAGCCUGUCCUGUAAAAUAUAUUGUGAUAUAUGGCGUAUUUCUCUGUCUGUAAAACCUAGGCUUUAUUUGAUUUUUCUGCCGCAGUUUCAUUUCAAAUUUCAUUCUCCACAAUAUCCAGAUGCCUGUCCUGGGAAAUGUACUUUUUCCUUGAAGUCCUAUUUUUGAUGUUCCACCCUGUGUUUAUGAUGGUAUGUCCUCUGCAAGCUCUUUGUAGGUGGCCAAGUCCCAUGUGUGCUGAUAAAGUUUGUCUGUUCAGAUAUUUCCCUGAUAACCACUCAGGACCAUUUACAUUGCAUCAGGAAAGCUGUCAGAUGGGCAUUCAUAUGGUAUAAUUCCCUCUGUGCUUUAUUUAAUUACUGAAUGUAUUACAUAAUCUUAGGAAGAAGAAAGAUCCCUGCCGUUUGAGUACAAGUAUUAUUCUGCAGUGAUAGUGGCUGCCUCUAGACAUCAUGGCAGGAUCCAUACAUCCCAAAUUUAUGGUCCUCACCAUGUGACCGUAGAACCCCUUGGGGCAUGGUGCUGGUGCCACCCCGCAGUGGGUGAGCAGUCCAGGCUGCGGCUGAGGUGCCAGAGCACCAUGGCAUGGAGAGAUGCUCUUUCCAACUCCUGCAGCUCUGCCACAGCUUACACAAAAAUUUUUCAAGCAAGUAUUCCUGAUGAAGCAUGUGGGAAAAAAUAUGUAGUGUGUUAGUAUACAGUGCUAAAUCAGACAAGGUGUUUGGUGUCAUCGGAUCUAUUUUGUUCCCACAGUUUCUGGGCUGUGACCUUAACUAGUAUCUCAAUUUAUACUGUCAAGGACCUCCACAUCUACUUCUUUUCAUCAAGAUGGUGCUGUGUUGCUGUUAUUUCUUUUCUUUCUGCAGGUACAAGAAUUGUUUGUUCUGUUUGGCACAACAGUUGUUCUGUGCUGCCUGACUGAAGUCCAAAAAUGGUUUAUUCUUGCUCGAAUAUGACUUUUCUUUCAUACCCUCCUUGGCUUUUGGUGUCAUCUUUGUAAUCUCCUUUCUUUAAACAUCCACAUCCCUCAAAUAUUUUCCAUCUAUUUCUUUGCCACUCAGUCCAUCUGUUUGCUUGUCAUAUUGAUUGUGAUGGUUAUUUUGCCCUAAACAAGCAGAAAAUGAAAAGUGGUCUUUGUCAAAAGAUUCAACUUCUAGGGCUCCUUGACUCUGCUAACCUACUGCUUAUUUAAGGUUUAGCAAGGAUUAACUUCAUAUUAUGAAAUAUAAGAAAUUAAAACACAGCCAAGGCACCAUAAAUAGAAAAAGCUUUUUUUUUUUUUUUCUGUUGCAAAAGCUUCAUAUUUUCCAAAACAAAAUUUAGUCCAACAUUUAAUACUUAGACUUAAGCGGUAAAAUCUGAAAUCCAUUUUUAAAAUUGUUCCUUCAGGAAAGAUUCUAUUAAGAAUAGGGCAGUAUUUUUCAUACUCUAUGUUAAUGCUAUUUUGUUUAAUGCCUAAAAUAAACCUUCCCUGUAUUGCAAAUAUAUUAUACCUUUCAGUACUGUACCUUCUGUUCUAGCGAUGGCAUGUCAGAUUGUGAUAAUUAAAGUAGUCUUGUUUAUUUGCAAUAUAAAAUGUGAAGGACAGUAUACCAUUUGUGUAAUGGCACUGCCUGAGCUAACAAGGAAAAGUUUUGUUUUCCGCAACAGGUUAUUACAGAAUCACAGGAUCAGAGAAUAUACCAA
Messenger RNA from Pipra filicauda (Wire-tailed manakin), 6247 nucleotides. RefSeq names its product steroid sulfatase (gene STS). The transcript is spliced from 11 exons. Bases 1433 to 3187 code for a protein of 584 amino acids. Gene Ontology annotation, molecular function: arylsulfatase activity. The record is from RefSeq and is a predicted model, not a curated record. Lineage: Eukaryota; Metazoa; Chordata; Aves; Passeriformes; Pipridae.